Messenger RNA from Ambispora leptoticha, 612 nucleotides. The record is from the annotation of a GenBank genome assembly. Lineage: Eukaryota; Fungi; Glomeromycota; Glomeromycetes; Archaeosporales; Ambisporaceae.
UUAAUAGAUGAAGACUUCCAACCACUUGAUCCCGUGACAUGCCAACCGUUGAUAUGGGAUAUGGAGAGGGAGGAGGCUCAGCAGAUGCAGAAUGAUAUUCAUACGCAAGUGAACUAUCAACGACCUUUACAAGGAGCGAACGUUGUUUUAACAGGUGGCUCUGAUAUAUCUAUUGGACCAAGUGGGACAGCUUGCGUCUGGAUUGAAACCAAGAAAACAAAGGAGGAUUUCAAAGAAGAUAGUGUACAAUGCAUUGCGAAGUCUAAAAUUGGUGAUCGUGGUACGGCCUUGGCGAUAAUUAAACAGUUCGUACUCGAAGAAGGAAUCAAUCUUUCCGCUUGGACAGGAAAGGAAGUCAUCUACUCAGUAGACAAACUUGCACUUCUUCAAAAGAAAACGAAGUUUCUCGAACGCAUACCUGAAGAUGAUGAGACCAGAAUGGCAGACAUGGUUGACGACAUGUCUGAACAGGAAUUAUUCAAUAUGACAGCUCGCAAAAGGUUAAGGAUGCUAAGAAAUUGGUGUAGAUUAGAUGAACAACCACAAGUAGAUCAACUUAUUAGACAAUUUAGUGAUGAUUAUGAAAAACUAUCACCGAUGAUGUUCACAUAG